Arachis ipaensis is the source of this 2067-nucleotide messenger RNA. The record is from RefSeq and is a predicted model, not a curated record. Lineage: Eukaryota; Viridiplantae; Streptophyta; Magnoliopsida; Fabales; Fabaceae.
CCUCCUUAGCCGUAGUUGCUAUUUCUUAUUCUGUCCUGAGUCUGCUGCUUCCUUCCUGAACAAUAUGGUUCUUGUUUCUUUUGCUGUUUCUUGAUUCAUGGUCUUCUUCCCAGCUGAACUCUAUGAUGUUCCUUCCUCCACUUUCAUCUUUCUUUCUUUUGAUUUUCAGAUUAUACUGCAUCCUUAUGCUCAAGAUUUCUUUCCAUAUCUUCAAAUUAUUGUUGAGUUGAUUGCUUGCCUUUGAUUCUUCUUCUUUUUCUUCAUCUAAAACCAGUUCAACAUAAUAAAUCUGCCCUUUUUUAUUCUUGUAAAAUUAUUUCUCUUUGCUUUUUCCAACAUCGAUUCAUUUCUCCACUUCUUCUCUCGUGGCCUAUUUUAGGCCAAAUUCAAUUUUUUUUUCAUCUUCUGAAUAUUGACUCCACGAGUCUUGUUGAUUGUUGAGCAUAUCAGCUUAGUUAACGUUUCCUUGAGGAAGAAACCGUGUGUUGUGGCCCCUAAGUUUUGUUUUUGGUUAAGCAGUCAACUUAAGCACUUAUUAAUCCAGAAUUUCUGGGCCUAAGUUUUGUUUUUGGUCCAGCAGGCCUUAGUGUUGUUUUUGUCUUAGAAGGGCCUGAGCCAUUAAAGAAAAAGGAAACAAUUUCUUGACCCAAAAAAAAAAAGAGACAAUUUGAUGCAGAAUAAUAUGAAGACGGCGCGUGUGUGGUCCUGACAGUGGUGUAGAGGAGCGAGUGAGCUGAAAGCCGAGGGAGGCAUGGCCGGCAUUCGAAUGAUAGAUAUAGCCGUCAACUUCACAGAUGGCAUGUUUAAGGGAAUCUACAACGGCAAGCAAUGCCACCUUGCAGAUUUAUCUACGGUUCUCUCCAGAGCUUGGGCUGCAGGCGUCGACCGCAUCAUUAAGGACUUGCUUUUUGUGUUGCAGGUAACCGGUGGAUCCUUCGAGGAAUCGAGGGAAGCACUUGCAAUUGCUGAAACUGAUGGACGACUGUUCUGCACAGUCGGUGUGCAUCCGACACGUUGCAAGGAAUUCGAGGAGAGUGGAGAUCCAGAAAAUCAUUUCCAGGCUCUUGUGUCGCUAGCUAAAGAGGGAAUUCAAAAAGGAAAGGUCGUGGCAGUUGGAGAAUGUGGGUUGGACUAUGAUAGACUUCAUUUUUGCCCUGCAGAGAUUCAAAAGAAGUAUUUCGAAAAGCAGUUUGAAUUAGCACAUAUCACAAAACUACCUAUGUUUUUACACAUGCGAGCAGCUGCUGCAGACUUCUGUGAAAUUGUUGAGAAAAAUAAGUACAGGUUCACUGCUGGAGUUGCACAUUCUUUUACUGGUAGCACGGAUGAUUGCAAUAAGCUUCUUUCCUUUGAUAACAUGUACAUAGGCAUAAAUGGGUGCUCUCUCAAGACAACUGAGAACCUUGAUGUUGUGAGGGAUAUUCCUGUUGAGAAAAUGAUGAUUGAGACAGACUCACCGUACUGUGAAAUCAAGAAUACUCAUGCUGGAAUUAGUUUUGUUAAAUCUACAUGGCCUUCAAAGAAGAAAGAGAAAUAUGAUCAAGAGUGCAUUGUCAAAGGCCGCAAUGAACCCUGUUUAGUUAGGCAAGUUCUUGAGGUGGUUGCAGGCUGCAAAGGCAUCAAUGAUGUCGGUAGUCUCAGCAAAACAUUGUACCACAAUACUUGCAGGGUUUUCUUCCCUCAAGACUUGGAUUCUGCAGCUGAUGCUCUUCUUGCUGGCGCUAAUUCUUCAUAAAGACUCAUCUGCUUCUUCGGAGCUGUUUGGCCGUCCAAUUCCUCAUUGUGUUGAGAAAGCUGGGAAUCAGUGUGGGAAGCGACAUAUCAUAACGUGUUUUCCAGAUGGCAGUUUCCUUAGUGUGACAGAUCAUUGCAUUCUAUGUUAACGAACCUGCUACUGUAAACUAGAAUGAUUUUAUACAGCAACAAACCGAAAGACUCUAUUUUCAUACUCAUUGUGUAUUUACAAACCUGUUGUUUACAAUGGUAGAAAUUGAUCUUAAAGUAUUGUGUUGAGGGUUAUUCUGUUGAGAAAUGAUAUUCAGAAACUUUUUGCAAGGUUUUCAAUAG